AUAUAUAUGUGUGUGUGUAUGUGUGUCUGUGUGUGUGUGUAUGUGUGCGUGUGUGUGUGACAGGGUAAUGCACGCACUGACGGCAGCCUAUUGUUGUUGUUGUGAAGCGGGUCUUUGAUCAGCUGCAGACCGGAGGAUGAGCCGCGGAGCCGGGCCGGCGUUCCUGCACGGAUAGCGCCGAAAUCUACCGGCGGACUGACGAUAUUGACAUGAAGAAGGACAUAGAGACUUUAAUAGCAGAGGAACGAGCUGACAUCAUCCUGAAAUAUGCUGCGGGCCGACAGGGUGAGGUGGAGAUCGACCCCUGGGAGGAUGCAGACUACAGCAUCUAUAAAGUCAUCGACCGCUUUGGCUUCAUGCAUGAAGAAGAGCUGCCAGUCACAACUGCACAUGAAGAGAAGUUAAAGCAGCUGGAGGUGGAACGAGCAGAAAAAUGGCUGAAGAUGGUGAAGAAAUGGGACAAAUACAGGAACAGCGACAGGAUGGUGAAGCGGGUGUAUAAGGGCAUCCCCCUGCAGCUGAGAGGCCGAGCGUGGGCCCUGAUGUUGGAUGUGGAAAGGGCCAAGAAGGACAACGAGGGAAAAUACGAGAAAAUGAAGGAGCAGGCCAGACUCUACUCCUCUGAGAUCAAGCAGAUUGACCUGGACAUCAACAGGACUUUCAGAAAACACAUCAUGUUCAUGGAUCGCUUCGGGGUUAAACAACAGUCGCUCUUCCAUGUCCUCUCAGCGUAUUCUGUCUACAACACAGAGGUGAGUUACUGUCAGGGGAUGAGUCAGAUCGCUGCCCUGCUGCUCAUGUUCAUGAACGAGGAGGACGCCUUCUGGGCCCUGUCACAGCUGCUGACCAAUCAGAAACACGCCAUGCAUGGGUUUUUUGUUCCUGGGUUUCCCAAACUUCAGCGUUUUCAGACGCAUCAUGACCAGGUUAUUUCCAAACUCAUCCCCAAACUGAAGAAACAUCUGGAUAAAGAACAGAUGUCUGCAGGGAUUUACAGCACUAAAUGGUUCCUGCAGUGCUUCAUCGACAGGACGCCGUUCACGCUGACACUUCGACUGUGGGACAUUUUCAUCCUGGAGGGGGAGAGGCUGCUGACGGCCAUGUCCUACACCAUCCUCAAAGUUCACAAGAAGCGUCUGUUGAAGAUGUCUCUGGAGGAGCUCAGGGACUUCCUGCAGGAGAGGAUUGCUCAGACGUUCUUCUACAGUGAUGAUGUCAUCAUCGAGCAGCUUCAGGCUGCCAUGACUGAAUUGAAGAAGAUGAAGCUGGACCUUCCUCCUCCAGGGAAAUCAGAUGAGUUACCUCGGAGGCCUCUGGGUCAGGAGCCACCUGUUCUUCUAAGUCCUGUCCAGCCUCCCAGAGGGAGGCAGUCCUCAGCCAGCAGAGCUGGUCUGAGCCUCCACAUCACCCCCCACCAACCAGACUCCAUCUCCCCAGACCAGAGCCCCUCCAAGGACCCCAGAGAUCUAGACCCUGUGGAGGAGGAUGAACCCCCGCUGCCUUCCCCAGAUCCUGUCAUCAUCCAUAACCCGGUCCCACCCUCUCCUGAUGGCUCCCCUCUCACAGGUCCUCCACCGUACCAGCCUCCAGACAGCCAGUCAGGAGUCACAGAGGUCCCUGAAGACAGGAGGGAACAGGAGGGCCCUGAAGCAGCAGGUCCUACAGGACCAGAGUCUUCAGCUGACCCUCCUGCAGCCCCUUACUGCAGGGUCCCUCGGACCGUUUCAGCACCUGUAACACAGGUGGCCUGUCCCGGUCCUGGUCUGUCUCAAUCUGAGAGUCUGAUGGCAGCAGAGAGGGCCGAGGACCAGUACGUGGUUCAGCUGCUGAAUCAGGCCUCAGCUCUGUCCCCCAAGAGGAACCUGAACCAAGACACAAGUCCAGAUUCAGAGGAGACUCCACACACAGAGACGUCAUGAGACAACACAACAAUAGUCAGCUGAUGAGUCAGCUGAUCGCCUUCCACUUUAUUGGUGACAGUGAAAGGACCUCCAGGUUUACAACUAAAAAGGUUAUUUAAUUGUUGCUGUGAGUUUUUCUGUCUUUCAGAAGGAUUAUGUAAAAGGUUUGCAUGGUACAAACCUAAGGGUUAGAGAUGGGAGUCCUCUGGAACAUGCAGGACUUAGACUUUGACAGACAGACAGACAGACAGACAGACAGACGGCCUCAACAACUCUUUUUGAACUAAAUGAUGGAGCUAAAUCUAGUGAGUCCUGAUGUGUAGAGCAUAAACAAUAACUCUUGUCUUGUAAUGUUUCAGUGAUGGUGCAUUUGUUUGCACCUUGAAGUAAUUGAUAAUUCUCUUUCUGUGUAAAACGUUAGCAGGAAGGACACACAGCUGACAGACAGACUGGUGUUUAAAGGACAGGAGGCUCUGAGCCGAAAAACAAGCACAGGACUUUUUAGUUCAUGUAAAAACACCUCAAAGGUAUUGUUAAAUAAACCAGGUGGGUUCAGGUUAUUAUAAAAGUCAAGUAUGAUAUACUGUAUGUAUCAGUCAUAUUAUCAGUGCCAAGCAAUAAGUGUUAAAUCUAGAACCAGUAUCGACUUGUGUCUGAUGCAUUAGUGUGAUAUAUUAGGACGAAUUCAACAGUUUCAAUAGUUUAAUGUGUCAUUCAGUGGAUGAAUUUAGUAAGUUUAGAUCUUUUAUGAAGUAGCAGAUUUACCCGUUAAAAACCUGAUUAGUUGAUGUAAACAGAAAUCAGAGUGACAAACUCUACUACAGCAGGAAGACAUGAAACAUGAGGAGUUGGAGUUCUCAGAUAUCCAGAAGACAAACUGCAGUGAUGCCUCCAACUGGUGACUUUACAUAAGCCUCAGUGAGACGAUUUUCUGAAAAUGUUUGUCAGCUUUAAACAGAUCAAACAGCUUUGAAACAGAUCUGUGAGGCUUCUUUCACUCCUUCAAUACCAGAAUCACUUUUGUAGUUUUGUAUAGUCGUUGGCUCAGUCAGCUUUUGUAAAAUGUUUGCUAGCAGAGUUCCAGUUUUAUUUUUUGUACUACGUCUUGAUGCCUUACGUGGAUCGGCUUCGGUUCUUCAUGUUUGCAAGUUAAGGUCAGUGAAUCUGACUGUGCAGAAGCAGAAGAACAGGACAUGGUGAGCUGGCUCACUGCUGAUUGUACACUCUGUUCAUCUUCUUUUCGUGUGUUUUAUAGCUCAGUAAUUUAUUGUUUCUCCUCUUACAGAGAUGUUCAGGUCAUGAAUCGCUCUUUGUGCUUUAAUAUUUAACCUCAGAGAAGGAUGAGAUGUAGAAGUAUUAGAUAUGAGCAGUGGUUGGAAAACACUUUCUUCAGCUCUGCGGUUAGACAUAGUGGAAUGCUGACAUCUAGUGGUCGGAUUAGUGAAAGCAUGUCUGUGUUUAGAUCCAGGAAAGAGACGUGAUUUGAAACUUUUCAAUGAAUUCAUACAACAAAGAAUCAGAAGCAUUGAGUUCCAUUUAACCUGAAAUCUGUGGAUAUUUUCAGACAUUUGACUGUAGUUUAAUUCUAAAACUCUUAAAGUAUUAUUUACACGUGUUGAAUGAUUGUAUCUCCGACUUUAAUAGUUAAUUAAAUAGUUAACAGAAAAUGACCUAUUCACAGUUUUGAUAGUUAGUAAAUCAUUUAAAUAAAUAAUGAGGAAAAUG
Messenger RNA from Sphaeramia orbicularis (orbiculate cardinalfish), 3626 nucleotides. Its product is annotated as USP6 N-terminal-like protein. Bases 210 to 1919 code for a protein of 569 amino acids. The transcript has 14 exons. Gene Ontology annotation, molecular function: small GTPase binding; GTPase activator activity. NCBI's taxonomy places the organism in Eukaryota, Metazoa, Chordata, Actinopteri, Kurtiformes, Apogonidae. Gene Ontology annotation, biological process: regulation of GTPase activity. The record is from RefSeq and is a predicted model, not a curated record.